Meira miltonrushii is the source of this 5717-nucleotide messenger RNA. RefSeq lists its product as uncharacterized. The record is from RefSeq and is a predicted model, not a curated record. Lineage: Eukaryota; Fungi; Basidiomycota; Exobasidiomycetes; Exobasidiales; Brachybasidiaceae. The coding region runs from base 90 to 5654 and encodes 1854 amino acids. The transcript has a single exon.
CUACCAUCAAAGGGGCCCUUGAAGACAUCGUUACAGGCCCACCAAGUACGAUUUGGAUGCUCUCUCACCUCUAGUACAAUCCCAUCAAGAUGGCUGACGAAGCUGCAUCGCGUGCUUUGUUGCUUGAUAGUGGAACGGCCGAGGCUGUGACAGUGAAUCAAAGAGCAUUGAUUGAUAAAAUUUUGGCAAGGUAUAGUAGCGAAUUUACCGUAUUUCGUGAAUUGAUUCAAAAUGCAGAUGAUGCAGGAGCAGAAACGUGUGAACUUCGAUUCAACAGUCAGGAUUAUAGCUCAACUUCCAAGGAAGCUCUUGAGGUACCAAACCUAAAAGCAACAUUGAGAAGUUGGAUGUUCAGAAAUAAUGGAAAAGCAUUCAGUGGAGAUGAUUGGAAUCGGCUAAGGCGAAUUGCUGAAGGGAAUCCUGAUCCCGAUCGGAUAGGUGCUUUUGGUGUAGGCUUUUACAGUUUGUUCUCCAUAUCUGAAGAACCAAUCGUUUCUUCUGGCGCCGAAUUGAUGGGCUUCUUUUGGAAAGACGACAGUCUGUUCACACGCCGGGCAAAGUCUCCUAAUGCAGAAGUAUCUCCAAAUGGUCAACCUUGGACAACAUUUCACAUGCCAUUGCGUGAACCAGCUCCAUUCUCUGAUUCCUUCUUGGACCUAUCACGAUUUCUGGCAACUUCGCUUACUUUCACAAGUAAUGUCAAAAGGCUAGGCCUAUACUUUGACGAUCGUCCGCUCUGUCGACUUCAUAAGGUCUUAGAACCGGCAAAGGCUCUAACUAUGCCUUCCCAUUUGAAUGCAACAAGCCCACGAAAGAUGUUGAAAGUACAGUCAAUGGAUACCACAGCAAUGCGUUUGGACGUAGAAGCGAUGAAACUUGUGACCGAUCUAGCAGAAAAGCCCAAACCAGCUCUGGUCAAUUUGGCUUCUGCGUUCUCAAAGACAGGAGGUGGAGGAUUAGCAAGUAUGCUGCAAAGCGCUUUCGGUAGAUCGAAAGAGAAGGAGCCCAAAGUGAUCACACCCGUUACGCCUUCGCCGGCCAUUGAUAUUGCGUCCAAGGCUGCAUCUGCUUUGACUACGACUUCGGCUACCGUUCACGUCAGAAUAGCAACAGCAACAACAGGAGUGAGCGUAGAUAGAGCUUUCGAAAGGGAAAUAGAGAGAAGCACGAAAAAGCCACCUCCAAGGGUGACGAAGUUACAAGUGAUUGCACAGAACAAACAAGAAUCCGAAGCAAGUAAAGAAGCCAGUCAUGGAGGUGAUAUCGCAGAAAUCUUCAAAGGCAUUGUCCCUUCCCUUGAUACCCAAGGACACGUCUUUAUCGGUUUCCGUACAAAUCAAACAACAGCAUUUACUGGUCAUUUGGCCGCACGAUUCAUUCCUACGGUCGAGCGAGAGAGUAUCGAUUUCGUAGACAAGUAUUGUGCACAAUGGAACAAUGAGCUAUUGGCUAUGGGAGGAUAUGUCACACGAGCUGUAUACGAAGCUGAGAUGGCUGAAAUUGGCAAAAUCUGGACUGAAAAGUUAGGAGCAAGCCGACCCAAAGACGACGAUCAAGUAGCAAAAGAUCUUUUGGAGAGAGCAUUGCAUGUUAUGCGAUUCUUCACCUUUCGUCGUUCUACUCCUUCUCCGCGUGUCCAUGAUGCACUCGAGACUGCAUUCUUUGGCUGCGCUCGUCAGAAUACUUUGACGUUGGCAUCCACUCGUGGUGUCAAGCAUUCAGCAUUGGUCAGAUUCCCAAAUGCAGUACUGGCUGACUUUGUGAAAGACUUGGCCGUUAUUCCGCCUUCGCACGUCGAGCAAGCUGGCGAUUUUAUCGCUCAGGUAAAGAGUAGGGGACUCGUUCGGGAGAUCACAAUGGAUGACGUUUUUUCAGAAUUGUCCGGGCGUGCUCUUUCGAUCGAGGAGAUGAUCUCAUGUCUCAAAUGGUGGGUCACUGUAGCCAAUCAUCCAAGUUAUGAUCCUACACUGCUGCGACAGUUGUUGAACAAUGCCUUGGUUGACGUUCCAGCAUCAAAAGAUGGCAAAGAAGCUAGCGUGCAGCAGCUAGCCGGUGUCAAAUCAUUCUUGAAUCCUCAACGUGUACCAACGGAUGUGCCUUUGCCGCCUUCCUGUCUGACGUAUGAGGUGUCAAAAGCUCUAUCAUCUCAAGAUAUGUCUAGAAUAUUUGGUUGGGGUGAGCUAACGGUUGCUCAAUGGGUAGAGCACAUUGCUGGUCUCAGUCGUGCAAAAGAUGCAGAGUUGGACAUAAACAUUCAGCUCUCACCUCCGUUUGCGGAAAAGGUGAUGGGAAUUGUUGCUCGAGCAUGGGGAUCACUACCCACUCAACAACUGGAAUUAAUCCAUGCUACGUUGAAAGACUUACCAUGCAUCCCCACACGUAAAGGCAUGACCAAACCAGGGGAAUCAUAUUUCGCAAAUGUCUCUUUGUUCGAUGAUCUACCAAUCGUCUCAUUCCCAACGCAAACACAAGUCAAGGGAAAUUUGGAAAAGGCUUUAGCCGCCUUGGGUGUGAGAAGACACGUGGAAUUGCAAAUGAUUUUUGAUCGAUUGGUUGCUGCAGGUGAUUGGGAUGUUACGCAACUGAUCACAUACCUUGCUUCCAACAAGGAUACUUUGAGUACAUUGGAGUUGGAGCGUUUGACAAAGACGGCCAUGUUCCCAAAAGCAGGAGAAGUUGGACCGCCAGGCAAAGAUGGAAAGCCUCGUAUCGUUCGAUAUCGAGCCUCACAAUUGUAUGAACCCACGGACACGCUUAAAGCACUCAAAUUACCCUUACUGGAUUGGCCAGGAAAAGUAUGGAGAGCAAAUUCUGAAGAAGCAAAGUUUGCAUAUGAAUUGGGUCUGCGAAGAUUCCCACCCCUGGAAGAAGUCUUGCGACUAGCAUCAUCGGCCAAUGAAGAUGAGCAAGUAAGAAAGAAAGCAUUUGCAUAUUUGCUCGAAAAAGUUCCAACUACAUACAAGAAUACAUACUCGCUCAAAUCGGCUGCCUCAUUCGCAUUCGUACCGUGCACGACCCCAGAAGGAAAGAUUGUUCUCAAGAAGCCUACCGAAGCAUUCACAAAUAAAGAAGCUGUCAUUUUGGGCUUCCCGUCUGUCAGUGAUGAGGUUGGCGUGAUGGAUGUGGCCAAGCUGGGCUUAAGAAGUAAUCCUUCGAAUGCUCAAAUUGUUGCUAAAUUGGUCAAUGAGCCUAGUAGGGAUAUUCAGAUCGCUCGUAAAGUGUUUGAGUAUCUCUCCAGUGUUACUGAGCUUACAAUGUCAGAUUACAAGCUUUUGUCAACCGCUUGCUUUAUCCCUGUCAAGAACAGCUCAAAUACAGCAGCAGCAGCGGCUGCUUCGUCCUCUCAAGGUGAAAAGACCGACAUCAUUCUCACAAGACCUGUUGAAACCUACUUCGGUGACAAGUCUACAAACAGUCAAUUGAAGGAUGUCUUGAAUGAAGUUUUCGUCUUUGUGGACUUUGGAGAACGGGCAUCAGUAUUCCUGCGAAAUUGUGGUGUUUCAAAAGAGCCUAGUAUCGAAGAAGUUGCCGUUCAACUUGUACGUGAUCCUCAAAGAUUCUUCCGUAUCGCUGGCGUGGAGAAUUACCUGGGCAUCUUACGUCAAAUUGCUACCAAUUGGCAAAGAAUACCCUACACCCUGCGUAACGAGAUGAAGAGGUCAAAGUUUGCGCUUGCUUCAAAGAGAAUCUCGGUUGCCAAACAAUCUCAAUCGAAUGGUAAAUCCGGAGAGAUUGAAAAUCUGAUGGACGCUGAUCUCGAUGAAGAUGACAAUGAUGAACAAGGAGUGUUGAUUCACGAUCUUAAGCGGCCUGAUGAGAUUGUCAUUGUCGAUGAUGCUGCUUCACAAAUGCUCUUCUCCGAAGUCGUCUUUGCUGUUCCGCAUGAGGACUUGAUCGAAGCAAUGAUGGCCGAAUUGGGAGUAAAGCGGUUGAGUACAUUGGUAGAGGAAAGGUAUGCCGCUGCUGGACAAGUACGAUUUGAUACACAACGAUGCGCUGAAGUGGCCGGAAUUGUGCUUGAACGUACGCCAUUGUUCAUCUUUGAGAAACGACAAUCAUCCAAAUCAGAAAUCCGGCGUGAUGCAGAAUGGCUCAAAAGUCAUCUACAGGUAGCACAAGUGGACGGAAGAGGGUUGCGAUUGACAAGGCAACUUCGAUUUGGAAGCAUCAAUGUGAGCAAUGAGCAGAGAUGCAGUGCAAUGGCAAGUUUGCAGAGUGGCAAAUUGACUUUGUACAUUGCCGAAAAUAUGGAUGUGGAUUGGUACGAGGUUGCAAUGGCAUUGGCUAAACAUCUGCUAAGUCGACAAACUUUACCAGACAUGUUACUUUACAUGACUAUCCUCUCAACCAGUCUGCGUAAUCUCAAAAGACGUGGUUUCCAUGUGGACAAAAUUCUUUCUCAACGCAAAGCAGAACGUGAAGCAUCAGAACGUGCAAUGCGAGAGGAGCGUGCAAAGGCUGAAUUGGAAGCUGCUCAAAGGCCUAGUGAAGGACAGAUUAAGCAAUGGACAAAAGAUAUGCUUGCCGUCUUCCCAGAUGCUGAUCCUACAUAUGUCGAAAGGCUGUUACGGGAGGCAAAGACCGAUCAUGUGGUCAAUGCGACCAACUCGAUGUUAGAGAGACCCUAUCCAAAGGCUCCACCUAAGAGACCAUCAGGAUUCGGAGCCGAUCCGAUUAAUGAUUCUAAAGCAGUCGCUGUCGCAGGCAAACAAGAUUCGUCUAUCGCUGCACCACAGCCUCCUACAGACUUUGGCGAUGCUCGCGGUUCAGGUUCGGGCGGAGGCUUUUUCAGCAAUUGGCGUAAUCGUUUAAAAGGAUCAGAAGGAGACAGUGGAGGUCCAAACUUGCCUGGAGGUUGGCAACCAGGUCAAACCAAGCAUCAAUUUCCCGAAGCGCUCACGGCUGCUUUACAAGCCUCUUCUGCUGGACAAGUACGUGAGAGUAUUGCGGGUAGUGUGAAUGCUGGUAAUACGACAAGUCAAGCCACUGCACGUAAUCCCAAUGCGGGUGUAACACCAUCAGCGAAUAUAAAGAGAAGAGUUCUUUCUGCCAUUGAUGCUUCAAGAGGAUCUGCUCCAAGUUCGUUCAACUCUCCUGGACAGUCGAUCGAAUCACAAGGACAUCAAACACGUGUAAAGGAAGCACAGAGCACGUAUUGUGACACUACUGGGGUGGCAAUGUCGUUGCGUCUUGCUGGUCAGAUUUCCAAUAUGAACGUAUACGUAUCACCUGAACUUGAUCCGAGUUCGACUUUGACAAAUAAUGGGCAGGCGAUGCAGUUGUUCAUCGAUCAAAUUAUCAAGCCAAUCAUUAGCGUUUUUAAUUUGGAUAUCAAGAGUGUUCACAUUUUUGUGGAUGUUAGCGGUCCAAGUAUUGCCUUUAAUCGUGCCGGACAAUUAUUCCUCAAUUUCCGUUAUCAUUUGGUUUGGUUUGAUGAAGAAGUUCGUCAAGGUCAAUAUACGAACGCUCUGAUCAGCACUUAUCAUUCUUUGGCACAUGAACUUGCACAUAAUCUUGUUGCUCAGCAUGAUUCAGAACAUGAAUUUUGGUUUAGUAGCAUUUGUGAACAGUACUUCAUACCUUUUGCAGCCAUUGUUGCUCAAGCUUCUGCAGCAUCUUCCGGCACCGCAAAUCUUCAAAUAGAAGCAGCAUGAAAUCUAGAUUCUUCCCUACUCAUAUUGUAUACUUAACGGUCAAUGAAUCUAUCUUAUCAUUUG